Glarea lozoyensis ATCC 20868 is the source of this 1119-nucleotide messenger RNA. RefSeq lists its product as uncharacterized. The record is from RefSeq and is a predicted model, not a curated record. The coding region runs from base 1 to 1119 and encodes 372 amino acids. The transcript has a single exon. NCBI's taxonomy places the organism in Eukaryota, Fungi, Ascomycota, Leotiomycetes, Helotiales, Helotiaceae.
AUGCGGUCCUCCCCCCUCAGAAACUGCAUUUCCAUUAGCGAGGUCGACGAACACUGGCCAGCCACGCCAUCUAGCUCCCCAGGAAAUUCUUCCGUCGCCUCGGAAGGAGAUGCAAUGGAAGUUGAGAUGACAGAUGAAAUGGAAAUCUAUUCCGCAAAAUUAGUUGCCCUCGCCCAAGCCGCUGAGUGGUAUGCUAGACACUAUCCCUCCGCGGUCGUCAAUAGGAAGCGUAAAUGCCCAUUCGACGAUGGCAACAGACCACGUCUAAGACGGGCAAUGGGAGCUGAUUUUCGGAGACAGAUGCCACGGCAGACGAGAGCCGAAAUGCUCCGGAUUAAAGACAAGAUAGAGCAUAUCAACAGACAGGCACGUAUUGAAACAUUCAUUGAAGAGUGGCGAGAAGAAAAAGGUCACCCUAAUCCCCCAGGAAGUCGUCUUGACAGGAUCUUCAACGAAUCCCAAGCCGGAUACGUCGCCGACUUACGAGAUCUACAGACGCUCCUCCAAACUCUCAAUUACACAGAGAGCACGGCCUACCACGCCUUCUGCGGUCCUCUGAAGAUAGACAGCUAUCGUGUCCAACCGACUCUCCUGCGUCUCGCCUGCGUAGACAACCUCGUCAAAGAACGGCGCAGAUUGUUCGAUACAUACCAUGAGAUUCGUCAAAAUAUGAUUCUUACCAGAGUUACUAACAUCUGCAUCGAACUCGAGCUCGACAUCGAGGAAUACGCAACCCGUAUCCUUGACGUGCGCGAACGCUACAAUCGACGAGCCGCUUACUUUCGACGUCGUGAGAUCAGAGCGCGAGGUGAGCGUGCUCUCAGACGAUUGGAGUAUUACCAGCGUCAAUGGGAGAUUCAAAUGCGAAGACCACCUCAGUUCAGAGCUCAGUUUUCGAUGACUGCCGCGAGGGAUAUAGAUAAUUCUGCUGCACGACUCACGGAAUAUCUUGAGACUUUCUCGCCGCGACAUAGAGAAACUGCGUUGAGGAGGUAUGUGGAGCAAUAUUCUGCUGGGAGUUAUGGUAGUUUUGCUAGGGGGUUAGCGGCGCUGAGGGUUGCGGUUGAUAGGGUGUUGAUGGGUGGGGAGGAGGAUGAUUCGGAUGAUGAAUCGACGUAG